This is a messenger RNA of Racocetra persica, 191 nucleotides long. The record is from the annotation of a GenBank genome assembly. NCBI's taxonomy places the organism in Eukaryota, Fungi, Glomeromycota, Glomeromycetes, Diversisporales, Gigasporaceae.
AAGAAUUUAAAGAAUCUCUUGUUCAAGGAAUAUGCGGAGGUCUUCAUCCGAAAUUUGCAAAAGAAACACCGGACGUUUAUGUUGAGUUGGCAAGCCAAUGUAUGAAUGCAGUUGCAUCUAAACGUCCUUCAGCAAAUGGUUUUAUGCAUGCUAACACAAGAGCACUGUAUAAAUAUUUUCAAAGAAGCUGA